Messenger RNA from Penaeus chinensis, 658 nucleotides. RefSeq lists its product as uncharacterized. The record is from RefSeq and is a predicted model, not a curated record. The coding region runs from base 1 to 627 and encodes 208 amino acids. The transcript is spliced from 4 exons. Lineage: Eukaryota; Metazoa; Arthropoda; Malacostraca; Decapoda; Penaeidae.
AUGGCUCCUGGAAAGACCAUCCCGGAUGCAGACGUGGCGCUGACCCUGCCGGCCUCCAGCACCUGCCACUGCAAGAGCAUGUGCUUCGUGCGACUCUCGUGCCUGGCCUGGUCCUUCGUCAACCUCACCGACGGGACCUCUGAGUGCAGGCUGGCCGACGCAGGCCCUUCGGCGCACCUGGUCGAGAACAACACGGACGCCGUCUAUUUCUUCUUGCAAGCUUCCGUGGAGGGUGAUUACCGCUUCGACGUGGACGGACUCCUGUACCUGAAACCGGCCGAGCUCACGACGUACGCGUCGGCCAAGAAGCGCUGCGAGAGAAUCCCCGGACACCGCCUCGGAAUUUACAAGACGAUGCAGCAAUACCAGAUGCUGGGAGACUUCACAGCUACAAUAGCGACUGAAGGCUCCUUGUACAUGGACCUUAAGAAGGUCGGCACCGACCUCAUUUGGGGCGACGGAACCAGGUACAAUGACACCGAGAUAGGAAAGGCCGUCGUCGUGAAACCCUUUGGAAAAACUGGGAGAUACAUCUUGAUAUUCUGGGACAAGCAGCUGAGUGAUGGGAAGCCGGAUGACAACAGGCAGUUCAUGUGUCAGGCGAAUCCCUUCGGAGUCCCGUGGUAACUCUGGUGUUUGACUGUUGAAUGUGUUUCCU